This is a messenger RNA of Gopherus evgoodei (Goodes thornscrub tortoise), 1195 nucleotides long. RefSeq names its product galactoside 2-alpha-L-fucosyltransferase 2-like. Lineage: Eukaryota; Metazoa; Chordata; Testudines; Testudinidae. Gene Ontology annotation, cellular component: membrane. Gene Ontology annotation, biological process: carbohydrate metabolic process. The coding region runs from base 1 to 1194 and encodes 397 amino acids. The transcript is spliced from 2 exons. Gene Ontology annotation, molecular function: galactoside 2-alpha-L-fucosyltransferase activity. The record is from RefSeq and is a predicted model, not a curated record.
AUGCCUAAGGAUGGCCCCGACUGCACUAGUCUCAACCAUCGCCAGCGGAAAGGCACCUUCUGUCUGUCCACAGACAAAGAGCCGGAGACAUCACCUCCUUUACACAUGGCUUGGGAGCUCCUUUCUCGACGGAGGGCCAGGGUCGUGCCCCUGCUGCUUCUUGGAGCCAUGAAAUCCCUGAUCUUUUGGGUCUGUGUCCGACAAGUCCUCUUUAUCUUCCUGUACCUGUUGACUGUUCUGGGCAUCACUCUCUUCCUACAGCUGCAGAGUCAGUCCCCCAGCCAGGGGCAGAGGAUCUCCUCUUCCAGUGACCAACAGCAACUCUCACCCACAGAUCAGGGCAUAUGGACCGUGAACUCCAUCGGGCGCCUGGGGAACCAGAUGGGGGAAUACGCCACCCUCUACGCCCUGGCCAAGAUGAACAGGCGCCAGGCCUACAUCCUCCCAGAGAUGCACCAGCAGCUGGCACCGCUCUUCCGCAUCACCCUGCCCGUGCUCUCCAGCAACAUGGUCCAGAACAUCCCAUGGAAGGAUUAUGAGCUCCACGACUGGAUGUCGGAGGAGUACAGGCACAUCGAGGGGAAAUACGUCCGGCUGACGGGCUACCCCUGCUCCUGGACCUUCUACCACCACCUCCGGCAGGAGAUCCUCCAGGAAUUCUCUUUCCACAACCACGUCAAGGAGGAGGCCAACCAGUACCUGGCCGGGCUGCGCGGGCAGCGCCGGAAUGUGACCUAUGUGGGAGUCCACAUCCGGAGUGGGGACUACAUCUGGGUGAUGCCCCAGGUCUGGAAGGGGGUUGUGGCAGACAAGGCCUACCUGGAGAAGGCCAUGGGCUACUUCCGGGCCAAGUACCAGGAGCCGGUCUUCGUGGUGACCAGCAACGGGAUGGACUGGUGCCGGGAGAACAUCGACGCCUCGCGGGGGGACGUGUAUUUCUCAGGGGAAGGGAAAGAGUCAUCACCAGGGAGGGACUUUGCUCUUUUGGCCCAUUGCAACCACACAAUCAUGACCAUUGGGACGUUCGGCAUUUGGGCCGGUUACCUGGCUGGGGGGGAGACCGUCUACUUGGCCAACUACACCCUCCCCGACUCUCCCUUCCUCAAGAUCUUCAAGCCUGAGGCCGCCUUCCUGCCCGAGUGGAUCGGGAUCAACGCUGAUCUCUCCCCCCUGCAGAGUGAGACAUCUGGCUAAA